ACCGCAAUGCAUCAGUCGGAGCGUCACCGGGAGCUCCAGAACUCCGCGACCGCCUGAACGAGCCGCGCAUGAUGGCGAUUCACCGACACCGAGCACCGAUAACCGGACACACGAGCCAGAGGAGCGCCUGAGGAGCAGCACAAGGACACACACACACACACACACACACACACGUGUGUGUGUGCCGCGGGGCGUGUGCGGAGGUGGACUCAGACACAGAGGCAGUGGCGGGUCAGGGCUUCACUCUGGGCUGCAUCUCCUGUAAGAUGCGUGGAGAAGUGGAGGCCACGGCGACUGUAGACUGGCUCUUCAGGGCCCGCGGGGAGGCCGACUUCGUGCACAUCUACACAUAUGAUGGCUCGUCUGAGAACAUCAUCGAUGAGCGUUUCCUGGACCGUCUGGAGUGGCACGGCAGCAGGAACACACUGGACCUGCAGGACGCCUCUGUCGACAUCACCAACGUCACCUUCAACGACUCCGGCGUCUUCCGCUGCGUCUUCAACCGAGUGCUCAUCUACGAACACUACGAGUUCUCCAAGGUCACCAGUAAAGACGUGCACCUGACCGUGGUGGCCAAAGCCACUCGAGGCACCGCGUCGAUCGUGUCAGAGGUGAUGAUGUACGUCUCCAUCAUCGGUCUGCAGCUCUGGCUCCUGGUGGAGAUGAUCUACUGCUACAGGAAGAUCGCAGCGGCCGGAGAGGAAGCUUUAAGAGCCAGCGCGGCGGAGUAUUUAGCGAUCGCAUCUGAGAGCAAAGACAACUGUGCCGGUGUGCAGGUAGCAGAAUAACACAGGUGUUUCUUCCUGGAUCCUCCAUCCUCACCUCCUUCCUCAUGUUUUUCUAAUGGUUUCUUACCUCUCCAAUGACUGUCUGCGCAUGAUAUUUUCUGCUAUGCAUGGAUGAAUCCCUCACACGCUGCUCUGGAGCUGCACAGACCUGCUGACCGAGCGUAAACCUCCACAGACAACAUGAUCAGCACAAAACUCCACCGCGGAAAACACAAUACUCCUCCAUGAUGAGGACUCAACCACAGACAACUAGCGCCGCAGUACUCCUCCAUGAUGAACACUCCAUCUCAGAGAAUAUAAGUGCUACAAUACUCCUCCACAGAGAAAACUAGUGCCACAAUACUCCAACACCUCAAACACAAGCGCUGCAGUACUCCUCCACAUUGAAUACUCGCGGCACAUUACUCCUUCACAGGAAAUACUUGCAGUGCAGUACUCCACAGUGAAUAGUUCCGGUGCAGUACUCCACUACAAAUUCCUGUGGCGCAAAACUCCACAUCGAACACUUGCGGCGCAUUACUCCACAGCGUGUCACAAUACUCCACACUACUCUACUGUGAAUACUUACGCCACAAGACUCUUCACAGCAAAUACUAGAGCCACAAUACUCCACCAAAGUGAGUACUAGAACUGCAAAUCUCCAAAGAGAAUACUACCGGCGCUAUACUCCACAGUGAAAACUAGUUCGGCAAUACUCCCACAUCACAAACAAUACUCCACCACAGCAAACAAUACUUCGCCUCAACCAACACUAUGAAUUCUAAUGCCGUAAUACUCCACCACAGCAAACAAUACUCCUCCACUGGAAAUAAAGUACUCUAAUACUUGCAGUGCAGUACUCCACAUCAAACACUAGUGCCACAACACUCCUCCAGACUCAAUACUAGCGGCGCAAUACUCCUCCUCCACAGCAGACACGAGCGGCGCAAUACUCCCAGUUUGCACUAGAGGUCAGCCAAAAGCCGAUCUCGUCACAUAUCAGGCCAUAU
Danio rerio (zebrafish) is the source of this 1777-nucleotide messenger RNA. RefSeq names its product sodium channel, voltage-gated, type I, beta b (gene scn1bb). Gene Ontology annotation, cellular component: axon; voltage-gated sodium channel complex; perikaryon. Gene Ontology annotation, biological process: sodium ion transport. The record is from RefSeq and is marked validated. Lineage: Eukaryota; Metazoa; Chordata; Actinopteri; Cypriniformes; Danionidae. Gene Ontology annotation, molecular function: sodium channel regulator activity.